This is a messenger RNA of Meyerozyma guilliermondii ATCC 6260, 690 nucleotides long. RefSeq lists its product as uncharacterized. The record is from RefSeq and is a predicted model, not a curated record. Lineage: Eukaryota; Fungi; Ascomycota; Pichiomycetes; Serinales; Debaryomycetaceae. Bases 1 to 690 code for a protein of 229 amino acids. The transcript has a single exon. Gene Ontology annotation, cellular component: nucleus.
AUGUCGUGUGAACACGAACAUCAUCACCACCAUGUGGCCCCAGUUCCCACGAACCCUGGCCAGUCACUUCUCAGCCAUAUAGAUAUUCCCCAUAUUAGAGCACUCAAUGUCGACCAUCAUAGCCAUGUUGGCAAGAUUUUCCGCAAACCAGAAGAAAAGUAUCAAUUGACUCCAGCAGUGGUUUCUGACUGCGACUCGCAACUCAUCAUUCAUAUACCCUUCACUUCGGGAACCGUCAAAUUGCACUCGAUCAUUUUACGUACUAACGGAGACGUCCACUGUCCCAAGAAGAUCAAGGUGUGGAAAAACGACGACCACAUUGACUUUGACAAUGCUGGUGCAAAGAAACCUACUCAUACAAUUGACCAUCCCAGAGUGGGAGUCUUAUACAACGAUGUCGAAGAUCUUCCCACGGAAAUCGUCAGUGAUGGCGAUUUUGUCGAGCACCAUGUCCCUCGCCAUGUAUUUAGUGGGGUAAGUCUGUUGACAUUGUUUGUAGAGACUGUUUUUGGAGAAGACGACGAAGAUGACGAGGACGAAGAACCAUGCAUUUUUCACUAUAUUGAGCUCCGCGGUGAAUUCACAGCACUUUCCAAAGAUCCAGUGGUGACCUUGUACGAGCUGGCUGCUAAUCCGGCAGACCACAAGGUGGACGAGGUGGGCACGGCCACGGGAAUGAGUGGGUAUUAG